Molecule: messenger RNA, 1389 nt
Organism: Branchiostoma belcheri (Belcher's lancelet)
Lineage: Eukaryota; Metazoa; Chordata; Leptocardii; Amphioxiformes; Branchiostomatidae
Product: acid sphingomyelinase-like phosphodiesterase 3b
Exons: 9
Coding region: 1-1389 (462 amino acids)
Biological process (GO): sphingomyelin catabolic process
Molecular function (GO): sphingomyelin phosphodiesterase activity
Source: RefSeq, a predicted model, not a curated record
AUGUUGCUGCUGAGCGGUCUCUACUUGGCUGUAGCAGCUGUGCUACCGACAUUAACAGUGGCAGACACAGGGCGGUUCUGGUUCAUAGCUGACUUCCACUAUGACCCGUCCUACAUGAGGCCGCAUCGGCCAGGCAAGGUGUGCGACUCCCUAGGGGUGGGGAUGGACCCCCCUGCGAAUCCGGGACCCUGGGGGGACUACUCCUGCGACCCCCCCUGGCGCACCAUCAACUCUUCCAUCUUCGCCAUGAAAGCCAUAGACCCGAACCCGGAUUUUAUCUUACGGGGAGGUGAUGACGUGCCACACGUGGACCGCGGCGCGCUGAACUACACAUCCCGGACUGUGGUCAGUCUCCUCAGUAACGUCACACGGCUACUGGAGGAGGUUUUCCCUGGAGUACCCGUCUAUUCUUCUCUUGGUAACCAUGACUACUGGAUCAAGAACCAGCUGCCCGACACGCCGAAUGACGUGUACAAUGACGUAGCGACGCUGUGGUUGUCGGGAGUGGGUCAGGAUGCCAUGGACACCUUCAGGAGAGGUGGUUACUACAGCGCCCCCUUGCGACGGGGGCUGCGCGUGAUCGGGCUGAACACCAACCUGUGGUACGGACGGAACCAAGUGACGGAGGGGGAGGAUGAUCCCGCUGGGCAGUUCGCGUGGCUGGAGGAGACACUGCAGCAGGCCAGACAGAACGUAGAAAGGGUCUACAUCAUCGGUCACGUGGCCCCGGGUACCCACGAGCGGAUCUACACAAAGCGCGACUUCCGGCCCAAUCACAACAAACGGUACAUCGGCAUCGUCCGGAAGUACGCUGACGUCAUAUCCGGUCAGAUGUUCGCGCACGAACACUACGAUACUUUUAGGAUGUUCUACGAUGAGGAAGGUGCUCCGAUCAGCACAGUGUUCCUGAGUCCCGCCAUCACGCCCUGGAUGCGGAGAAACAACCCUGCCUUCAGACAGUACGUGUACAACCGGGAUACGGGGGAACUGCAGGACUACCUACAGUACUACGCCAACCUGACCAAAGCCAACCGACUCCAGUUGACGGACUUGGACUGGCAGCUCGAGUACCAGGCCACGGUGGAUUAUGGGAUCGAUGACGUCAACCCCGUCUCCAUGGAAACGCUGAGGAAGUCUCUCAACGAAGUUCCAAGCGAUGCCUUUGAGAAGUAUUACAAGCAUAAUUCAGUGGGAGUGGACUAUGUGUAUGGUUCAUGCAUAGGGAACUGUAGGGCGGCUCAACUUUGCUCCACAUACAGGGUGGACUAUGACGAGUAUGACGUGUGCUGGAAGGGUACAGUGGCAGGGGUUACAUGUCAGAACCUGGCUGAUGUAAUGCUUACUGUGUUAGCACUUGCAGUAAUGGCUGUAGUUUGCCAUUUGGUUUGA